Molecule: messenger RNA, 2280 nt
Organism: Lates calcarifer (barramundi perch)
Lineage: Eukaryota; Metazoa; Chordata; Actinopteri; Centropomidae
Gene: dazl
Product: deleted in azoospermia-like
Exons: 10
Coding region: 103-756 (217 amino acids)
Molecular function (GO): mRNA 3'-UTR binding
Source: RefSeq, a predicted model, not a curated record
GUGGUUUUGGCUGAUGUGAAGUGGCUGUUGUCGGGCAGAUCAAGAGCCGCGGCUGUCCUUUGAGUGUAUCUGGCUAAUUUAUUAAUUUUAAUUAUUUUAGAUAUGGAUAUCCACAAGCCCAGGACCAGCAACCAGACCUCACCUUCACUGAAGCUGUCCAAUGGAUACAUUCUCCCUGAAGGAAAACUGACUCCCAAUACGCUGUUUGUUGGUGGGAUAGACAUGAAGGUGGAUGAAAAUGAAAUGCGGGACUUCUUUGCGAGAUAUGGUGCUGUUAAAGAAGUAAAGAUAAUCACAUACCGCGGAGGGAUCUGCAAAGGGUAUGGCUUUGUGUACUUCAGUGAAGAUGUCAACAUUCAGUCAAUUGUCGAGCAACAGAUCAGUUUUAAGGGCCGAAAACUCAAGUUGGGUCCUGCCAUCAUGAAAGAGAGGAGCUCCCGUUCCAUGCCAUCCCGUCUGGUUGGCCCAGCUCCUUGGAUAAGCCCCACCCAGUACUUCUACUGUGCUUGCUGCUCACCCAUGGGAAGCGGCAUGGCACAACCCUCGCCCAUCUUCAGUGGAGGCAGCCCCUACAAUCAGCCAUACUCCUACUCCAACUUUGGAGGGGUGAUGAUUCCACAGAUGCCAAUGAACUACACACAGAACGCCUACGCCUACCAGUACACUCCACCUCACUGGACGGCGGACCAGAGGACACGGCCUGUCAAUCAGAGUUUUGUGGACUGUGGAGUCCAGACCAUGUUGACUGUGCUGUAGUCCACAGCUACUGAGCCUCCUGCCAGAUGCAGGCUACAGCGGCUACAGUGAGUCAAAACGCAGACAGGAUGACAUCUUGAUGUUCCGGACGGCUGGAAGCAACACAACUCCUCAUACUGUUUUCAGUUUUGCCCUCCUCCCUCCUCUCUCCUCUCUCCCCUCAAUGUCUGAGACCCAUUUUAACACCAGACUGCAGGAGCUCUCCACUUUUACAGUACAAGUUUGAUCACUGUCACUUUGACCACAAUCGGUGGGGUUGACCUGUGGUCAGCUGCUUUUAACCCACAUGGAUCACAGUAACAAUCGCACAGGAAGAGCAAAGCACCCUCACUGUCGCACCCUGAUACAUGGGCUCACAUUCUUCAUUCUUUUUUAAGUUUUCUUUUGUUAAUUAUCCCAAAGAAAAGAUGGUAAAGACUUUUAAGCUCACCAUUUAUGCCUAUUUAUAUUUUAUGUUUUAUUAUUUAUUUUUGGAAUUUAUUUUAAAUGUUUGUUAGGUAGGGGCUUUUGUAGCUGCAGCAAGGGCUCUCUGUACAUAAAAGCUACAUUUAUAUAUAUUGUAACAAUGUCUUGACAGCAAUCUGGUUGUUUUCAGCAUUGAGUGUGCUUCUUUAACUCCAGUUCAGGUCUAAUGCUUCCCUGAUUACUCAUUUUCAUUAACUUGUCUUCUUCAGAGUACGGGCACUCUGUCAUUCUGUUAAUUUCAAUUACUCACAUUUAUUUGGUGCUCUAUUUGAUUUCAUAGGGUGCCAGUCAAGGUGGUAAGUGAAAGGCAGUUUUCUCACACUGUAGUGCCUCAUCAGUAUCACUGAUUUCUUGUCUUGGUCAAAUACUAGACUUUUUUUUUUUUUUUUUUUUCUUCCCAGCAGUUGCUUCACACUGAUCAAUCUGUGUGUUAAUAUUUCUACGCUGUCCCAUCCUGUGACUGCUCUUUCUCGAAUGGUUCCAGGGGUUCACGCUCAACGGACAAUCACGGCAUCAAUUUUGUUUCCUGCUUCUCAUCAAUCAACUUUUAUUUUGGGGGGGUGGGGGGUGGAAAGCAGUUUUAAUCCACUUUGAAAAUGAAGGACGUGAUUUAAAGUGAGGUGCUCUGUUACAUCUGUUUGGAGAAAACAUUCACUGUACAUGGUUCACUUUAUAUUGGUGCAAUGCAAUAUUUUGGGUUUUAAUCUAGUCGCAGGUGAUUUUGCAGGAAGCAUUUUACUGACAUUGCAUGCAUGACCAUUACAUCCCUUUAUAUGUUUUUUUUCAGUAAGUGCACUUAAUAUAUCCUAAAUUUAGUUUUAAGAGCAGAUUAAUAUGAUUGGUGAUGCACAUUUGGUGUAUGGUACACAUCACAGAUUUAGUUUUCCUUUGACCCUUUUCUUUGUUUUAUAUGUGUGUUGACCUCAGGGUCUUCUGCGUGCAGACGUGAUUGUAUUGAUAGAAUCGUUUUGUUCAGAGAGCCUGGGCACGGCACUGUUAGGUUUGGCUUAUUGUUAACGUUCGUCUUUUGCAGGGUUUGGAUAUUUUUGUUUUGAAAAA